Messenger RNA from Hippocampus comes (tiger tail seahorse), 1929 nucleotides. RefSeq names its product forkhead box F2a (gene foxf2a). The record is from RefSeq and is a predicted model, not a curated record. Gene Ontology annotation, molecular function: DNA-binding transcription factor activity, RNA polymerase II-specific; RNA polymerase II cis-regulatory region sequence-specific DNA binding. The transcript has 2 exons. Gene Ontology annotation, biological process: regulation of transcription by RNA polymerase II; animal organ morphogenesis. Gene Ontology annotation, cellular component: nucleus. NCBI's taxonomy places the organism in Eukaryota, Metazoa, Chordata, Actinopteri, Syngnathiformes, Syngnathidae. The coding region runs from base 285 to 1373 and encodes 362 amino acids.
CUAGUCUGGAUUAUGUCCAGAUGGGAGGGAGUUGAAUUGCAGAGGAUUUCUUGGAGGGCUUGCGAAGGGUUAGAGGGGCAGAGGCAGAUUUGGAGAAGUGAUAGGUGGUCGAGUGGGUGUUGGAGCAAAAUCCACGGGCUUUGCUGGUCUUUGCAAUGGACCGAGGCGAGGAAGAGGAGGCGAGGCUCGAGGUUCUCAUGCCUCAGACGCCAUUUUUCAAUGUUUCUAAUUGAGCUAGGGUGAUUUUUUUCCCCCCCUUAAUCGAUUUGUUUUACAUUGUGACCAUGACGACCAAGAGCCCCCACGGACAUUUGGACCCGAGCGUGGUGCGCUCCAUGCCGCCGUCCACUACGCACGACGCAGCGGCUAAAGCCAAGCGUGGCAACUCGGGAUUGAGGCGCCCGGAGAAGCCCCCCUACUCGUACAUCGCCCUCAUCGUCAUGGCCAUCCAGAGCUCACCCAGCAAGCGCCUCACUCUGAGCGAAAUCUACCAGUUUCUGCAGGCGCGGUUCACCUUCUUCCGAGGCUCCUACCAGGGAUGGAAGAAUUCGGUCCGACACAACCUGUCGCUCAACGAGUGUUUCAUCAAGCUGCCCAAGGGCCUCGGCAGGCCCGGCAAGGGCCACUACUGGACCAUCGACCCCGGUAGCGAGUUCAUGUUCGAGGAGGGAUCCUUCCGACGCAGACCUCGCGGCUUCCGUCGAAAAUGCCAAACGUUGAAACCCAUGUACAGGAUGAUGAACGGCAUCGGGUUCGACUUCCAAACCGCCGCGGGGCCGUUAGUGUGUCACAACGGCUACAAUUUAGACUUCAAUUCGAUGUCUCACGGUGGGUUUGAUGGGGUGGCAGGGGGGCAUCACGUGUCCCCCGGCUCCGGCUCGCCGUACAUGGCCGCGACCCCCAACGCGGACUACAUCUGCACGGACAGCGGCGGCAGCUCGCUGCAGUCCUCGCCGGCCGUGGUGGGUUCCAUGGACUGUCAAACCCCUUACGGCAACGCGGCCCCCCACUGGAGUUCGUCUGCGGUCCCCCCUUAUCUUAAACAACAGACCGUGGCCUCCAGUAACGGUACCGGCGGUCUGCACACGCACGGGAUGGCGUCCUAUUCUCUGGAUCAAAGUUAUCUGCAUCAUAACGCACGAGAUUCGGCCGACAUUCCAGCUGGACUGUCUCGGUACUCCAGCCACUCCGGUGCAGUGUGCGAGAGAAAGGAUUUGGUUCUCAGCCUCAACGGGAUGUCCCCUCUGCAUUCGGGCACCGGGGCGUCUUAUUAUCAUCAUCAUCAUCCACAUCAUCAUCACCACCAUCAUCCUCCUCAUCAGCUGCACCAUCACCAGAGCGCCUAUCAGGACGUCAAGCCUUGUAUCAUGUAAAGAGGGACAUUUGGAGCCGAACGCCCAUCCCCCCCCCCCCCCCCCCGCCCCAAACCGAAGUAAAUAAGAUCCCUCGAAGGUGUUUUUGCAAUCCAACAUCAACGUUUUCUAAGUGGCCGUAUGACAUUUUCUUGGCAAUGUGAUGGCAGCACACCUGAUGGUGCACGUGCAGAAAGAAAAACAAAAGUAGAGCAUUGUCAUUCCUGUCGUAAACGUCAGUGGUUCACUUCAAAACGUGAAACUCGUUUAAAGGAGAAACUCCGAGCGUGAAAAAAAAAUCAUAAUUUCAAAUUUGAAUAAUUUCGUUCAUGAAAACCACAAAUACACCAUCUCAGGAAAUUACAACUGAAAAUGAUUUUUAAUUCGUACGCAAUUAUGAAAAGUAUCAUCCCCUCUUUUGACUGAUGGAUCUGUCAAACGAACGAAGUUUAUGUUGUUGAAUUGAACUGGUGAAACAAUCAACUUUGAUACCAUCUCCAAUUAUUGAGACGCACUUGUACAUUUGUUACUCCUUGCACUUAAUAUUGCUGAAAAUAAUCAUUAAAGGAAUGUUUUA